GCGUCGGCAGAAAUCCUUGAUUGGAUCAUACUGUGCAAAAACUGACAGGGACAAGAAUGAUAUCAACAAGAGAAAGACGAGAGGUUGAAGCCGUCGGGAAAGCAUCUCUCCUGCUCUUUACGUCAGCGGCCGCCCGAGCCGGUGGGGCCGAUGGUCCGAAGUUCGAGAAGGGAAGGCGCGUAGAGGCAAAGCCUGAGUGAGGCAAGUACGUGGGUAGGAACUAGGAAGGAGAGAAGUCUAGGUUGUGCGACUUCCGGGUUAUCGCUCGAAGGAUAAUAGAAAAACAAACGCUUCAACACAUGGCCACAAAGCGAGAAGACGUCGUCGGUAAGGUGGAGAAAAAACGCGACAGAUAGGCACAAGCACAGCAAGGUAUGGAAAGACCUGAUCCGGAAAACAAGGCCCCGGAAACAUUGAUAUCUGCAGAGAUGCUCACUCCGAAUGUCGUGGCACCCCGGUUUCCGACGCCCCAUCCCGCAGCACACGAGAUACCUCGCAUUGCGCUUCGACAGCUGUCUCGUCCUCCCCAUUUCAGCUUCUGCCACCCGGUGGACAUUGGAGGGGCAUCCGAGGAGGUGGAGAGAAAAGCGCAGCGGCGGCGUGGUCGACAGCUUUUCAAAUCAGCGUCGGGAGAAUUGAGGUCGAGGUCAGAUGUGAUUGGUUCAGGAAGCGUCGGGAUGGCGAAGCAAGCCGGAUUAGAGACAGAGAUUGGAUGAUCACUGCUUGUGCGACAAAGCCACUCUGAACCUCGACAGCAAUCACAGUCAACCACACCCUUCAUGGUCCAGUCGAAAUCAGCCCUGCCACUCGUGGCUUCUCCAUUACCGGCUCCCCGCAGGCAGCUACUGCGGUCUCGAACCUGGCGCGUGGGAGCAGAGAGACAACACAAAAUACUGACAGCCAAUCCCCGGGUGCAGGUUUAUGCUGUCACCUUGUGCCCACUAGGCGCUUUUUGAAUAAGACUUCAUCAGCCCUACAAAAACGUCUUCCUCCGAAGAGCAACAAAUGAGAAUAUCGAUAUGGAAGCAAGAGACUUCAGGCCAUUUAUUAAACGCAAACCGUCUCGAGCAGGUCAGACUAACUCUCUCUAGUCAUAUGAUUCAAUUUCAACAACUAGAGUUCCUCCGAAGCCCGCAGACCACCUUUCUGACAGGAACAAACACACCGAACAGGCCUGUGCCACCACCCAGGUCUCAGAGUCCUUUCACACCAACCCUUAGCAGGUGCCACUCAGAAUUGAGCUUUUCCUGAAGCGCAUCGUGCUUCAGCUCAUUUACAUCCCACCAGGCUGCCAGAAAUCGGCCAUGCAGGAACUUGGCCGCGGGUGUGGCCGCCCACACGGCAAAGUUACCAGGUAACGCCGCUGUUGCCAAGUUAGCCUCGACCCCCUCAUUGAUCCAAGACCUGGAGAGACAGAACAUACCAUCAUCCCACACAUCGAUCAUGUCCUUGGUGAUGCCACCUUCUCGGGCCCCAUCUGAGUAGAUGGCACCGGGGUGAAAGCUGAUCAUCUGCAGCCUUGCUGGGUCUACAUCCCUGGCAAUUUGCUGAAACAAAACUUGGCCCGCAGUUUUCGUUGCCCCGUACGCGGACAAGAAGGAGUUUUCAUUGUCCAGGUUAUGCACCAUGGAGGAAGAGACACUAACCAGAUACUACAUAGAACAUCAGCGAGAAGGUUUGAUCAUGGUUUGGAUGAUGUCGCUUACCUUUUGCCUUUUGCCUUCCUGGUUAUAAAAUCGCUGGGUAUGGUCCAGAAGCGAGCGAACGUUGACCUCAUAUGCCUUCCAUACUACUUCCAAGUUGGCCUCCACCAGUGUCCCGCCAGGGCCCAGAGCAACGGCGUUGAGCACCAAGACAUCCACGACAAUCCCAUCCUUCUUCAAUUCAGCCCACAGCUUCUGGCUUGCUUCCAGGCUCGAAACAUCUGAGGAGUAGCCGCUGAUUUUGGUGUUGGUCCCCGCAGUCCGAGCCUCAGCUUCAAGUCGCUUGACGCCGUCUUGGAGGAAUCCUUGGCGCCGACCAACGAUAAUGACAUGCGAGGACGAGGCCUGGACAAAGGCCGUCGCGAUAGCAAACCCGAUGCCACCUGCGCCGCCGGUGAUGAGGACUGUUUUGCCCGCUUGAUUGUUUUCGGGUUUGAGAGGGGAAAUUGCUGGCCACAUGCCUCCCUUUAUACUCUUGAGCUUUCAUCGUUACACCGGCUUAGAAAUUCAGAUAACCCCAUCAUCGACUCCAUUGCCGACAAAGGCGUACAAGACCAGCACAACUUAACAAGCGGUGGACUAGUUGCGGGCUUUCUGUGGCCGAGUGAGCGGACGAGUUGUGCGUUAAUCGCCGAUGAUUAUGAGUUUGAUGAAAAAUCUGGCGUUGUUCCAGAUGACUUGCGGGCGAGAGCGGGUUUAAGCAAACCAGAGCCUCUCAGGGGGCCCUUUGUGUCUGGGUUUCUAGCUGUUAUCGAAAUGAGCGGCUCGCCUUCAUCAGAUGCAACAUCACCACCAAGGCCACGGCUCCGGCGUAAUCGGAAAAGAAAAACAUGCAUCCCCUGUGCGAAGUCGAAGAGGAAAUGCGACCAGUCUACGCCUUGGUGCAAGAGAUGCGUCGAAAAAGAAAUAGUCUGCGUCUAUCCACCUCGUCGUGGCGGAGCAAUGUCACUGCCAAUUGCUGACGACGAUGAGGCUGUCUCACGGCUACUGACUGAGCCUGAAAGAGCUCCGGGAGCCUCCUCAACUCUAACCAGUGACUGGUUCAGUACAGAAAAAGGCAAGCACCCAGACAUAUCACAAGCACAAACAGACCUCGAUCCGAGAUGCCCACCACUGUUGUCGCCCUAUCAAUGGUUUCUUUCUCCUGGAUCUUGGCGCCGUUCCACCCUGUUGGAUGCGCACAUCAUGAGCCUGCCGCCCGAGCUCGAGGUAGCUAUCAGCCAGGACUCUCUUCCCAACUUUAUCCACAAGCACCAACAAUGGCUUCAACUGUGGGUAAAAGAGGGCCACAGUCCUCUGAUGCACCGCCAUCUCUACCGGGACUUGAUGCCCGAGUGCAUACGAGAUGCCUACACGGCGAGAGCAGCUUAUGAUCUGGCGGCCACCCCAGCAGCCAAAGAACUGUCCUUACGGAUCAUUCAAGAUCGAGCAGUAGACCUCAUUCAGAGCCAGCCAGACUCUCAUCUCGACCACACAAACAACACAAACACAAAUCUCCCUCUGGGAAGCCUCGAUGCAUCAAACAUCAUGCUGGGCACUUUCAACCACCUAGCCCGGACGCAAUCUCUUUUCGUCUACGAGUUAACUCAGCUCUUUGACGGGGACAUUCGCUCCAGAGACCAAGCAGAAUCGUACAUGGAGACGCUGCACCGCUGGGCGCGCCAGAUGUUGGAGAGCGCAAGACUGGAUUGCACCACAGGCGAGGUGUUUGAAGCCUAUGCGUCGUCCGCGACUUCAUCUGGCUCGUCGCCGUCCGGCAACAGUGACUUGAUACGGGGCAGCAAAACAGGGACCAGCUCAAACACGGCUGUCGGUGCCAUCACCCCACCGAGCAGUACGCACAACCCGUUCGCCCUCCCUCCUAACCCAGCACCGCACACACUCUGGCAGGUGUGGGUGAUUGCCGAGUCGGUGAGGCGGACGUACAUUUCUGUCAGUUUUGUCCGGUCUGUGUAUCAGACCAUCAAGACGCAGUGGUCGGUGUGUCCUGGGGGCGCUCUUUUCAGUGGGGUGAAUGGGCUGUGGGAUGCGACGACGGGGAGGGAGUGGUGCGCGGCUCUCAGGAAGGGGAAUACGCUGCGCGGUCAAAAGGAUGGUGAAGGUGCCAUGUCGCCUUGGGCGUUGAUGCAGAGCCUGGAGGUUUGGAAAGUGUUGGAGUAUGCGUCUCCGGACGAGGUGGAUGAGUUCACUGUGGCUGUUGCUGAGAUUGGUAGGGGGAUGGAGGUUGUUGAGCAGUGGAUUAUGGAGAAGAGUGGCAUGAGGGGCUCAUGA
This is a messenger RNA of Podospora bellae-mahoneyi, 3974 nucleotides long. RefSeq lists its product as uncharacterized. NCBI's taxonomy places the organism in Eukaryota, Fungi, Ascomycota, Sordariomycetes, Sordariales, Podosporaceae. Gene Ontology annotation, biological process: regulation of DNA-templated transcription. The record is from RefSeq and is a predicted model, not a curated record. The coding region runs from base 2034 to 3974 and encodes 646 amino acids. Gene Ontology annotation, molecular function: DNA-binding transcription factor activity, RNA polymerase II-specific; zinc ion binding. The transcript has 4 exons.